AUGUAUCGGAAAGUGUUGUGUUUAUGUGUGUUUCUUUUUCUGGGAUAUGUGAAUGGUCAAGCUGAGCAACAAUUGCUCAAUAAACUAGCGUGCAUCGAUCACGAGGAAUGCGGUGCCUGUUUGUCAGCUGCACCACACUGCCGCUGGUGUGCUGAUCCCUACUACAAAUCCGCUGUUCCUAGGUGCAACGACGAUGUAAGUUUGGUGCAAAGUGGUUGCAGCCAAGGCCUGAUUCAGCGACCUUUGCCUGCGCUGUGGGAAAUUGUAUCUAACAAUACGUUACAAGAUGUACAGCCUGGCAACAUCUUAGGCCAUGUGGUACAAAUCCAGCCGCAGAACAUACGCCUAUCUUUAAAACCAAGGGAGACCAGAAAGGUGAAGUUUUCAUAUCGACCGGCUAAAAACUAUCCUUUGGACUUGUAUUAUCUGAUGGACCUCACGUGGUCUAUGAAAGACGACAAAGAAACCCUGGUCAGUUUAGGCGAUGCCCUCACCGUCACAUUGAAGAACUUAACGGAUAAUUUCAGGAUAGGAUUCGGUAGUUUUGCUGAUAAACCGCUAAUGCCCUUCAUCAGUGUGGACGAAAAGCGACUGGCUAAUCCUUGUGCUAUGGAAGAACAUGCUUGUGAGCCCACCUACAACUAUAGGCACCAUCUAUCGCUUACCGACCAGGUGAAAGAUUUCAUAGAUAACGUAAACACAAGUGCGGUGACAGCGAAUCUGGACAAUGCAGAAGGACAGCUUGAUGCAUUGGUGCAGGUUAUCUCUUGCGGCCGUCGUAUCGGAUGGUCGGCGCAUAGCCGGAAGAUUGUGAUAAUGUUAACUGACGGUUCGAUACAUACGGCGGGCGAUGGGAAAUUGGCGGGCGCCGCAAAAAGAAAUGACGGCGAAUGCCAUUUAGACGAUAACGGUUACUAUGCAGACUCAGUAAUAUACGAUUACCCAUCUUUAGAGCAAGUAUAUAGACUUUUAGAUAAGUACAAGGUCAAUGUAGUUUUUGCAGUCACAGAUAGCGUGAAAUCUUACUAUGAUAAUGUUCAUCAGCUUCUGGAUGACUUCACUUAUGUUGCAAAGUUAGAAAGUGACAGUUCUAACAUACUUAAACUAGUGAAAAAAAGCUAUGAAGAUAUUGUUAGCGUUGUUGAUUUCGAAGACGAUUCUAGUAGUGGUCCAGUAAAGGUCCAAUACUUUACAAACUGUGGAGUAAAGGGAGGCUCUAUGAUGGAAACUACCAGAUGCACGGGUGUUGAAUAUGGAAUGACGCUUGAUUAUGAGGCUCAUUUAACUUUAGAUUCCUGUCCCGAAUACAAAAAGAUUACCCAAAAAGUACGAAUUUCCGAGAGUCAAUUAGGUCAGGAUUCCCUAGAUUUGGAAGUUGAACUACAUUGCGGAUGUGACUGUGAGGCGGAUCAAAUAAAAGACAUGUCACUUACGUGUCCCAGUAAUUCACAUCUAGUCUGUGGUGUCUGCCAGUGCAAUAAAGGAUGGUCAGGCCCACUGUGCGAUUGUUCAAUAGAAGAUGAGGCUGCAUCAGCAGCUCUAGAGGCGCAAUGUCGUGAUCCAAAUGUGAACAGAUCUAUCGCAUGUUCCGGCACUGGUGAUUGUUUAUGCGGAAAGUGCGAUUGUGAUCGUGGUUAUAGCGGCAGAUAUUGCCAAUGCAAGAACUGUGAACGCAGCGUUGAGAACGGCAUGGAGUGCGGCGGUAUCGGGCGUGGCACGUGCGUGUGCGGGCAGUGCUCGUGCGUCGCGGGCUGGGGCGGCGCGGCUUGCGACUGCCCCGCAGCGUCCGACUCCUGUAUUGCGCCGGGCGCCACCGAUGUCUGUUCAGGACACGGAGACUGUGUAUGUGGUCGUUGUGAAUGUAUGGCAUCCGAAGAAGAUGGAAAAUACUCGGGGAUGUUCUGCGAGACAUGUGCCACUUGCGAAAAUCCCCUGUGCGCAAACGCCGAACCGUGUGUGAGCUGCCAUCUCAAUAACACAUGCACCGACUUAUGUACCAUAGGCAAUCUGAAUUACACCGUCAGUGAAAGAUUGAGAGACACUGAAACAUUAAAGAACGGCGAAAUCUCUUGCAUCCUCCGCAUGGAAAAUGAGGAGGGACAAGAAUGCCAAUACAAGUACACAUACAGCGCUGCUAGCAGUUCCAUGAUCUCAAUGGAGAUAGUCAUAAGAUCUAUCGAUUGCUAUCAGGCAACUAAGGCGAAAAUCAUGAAUAGCGCUCUUAUAAUUAUGGCGUGUGUCAUAGCAGGCGGGCUGAUAGCCAUUCUUGUAUUCAAGAGCGCUCAAAUCGUCUCCGACAGACGCGCAUAUGCAAAAUUCGUCAAAGAGGCCGAGGAAAGCAGACUGCAUAUGCAAGAGCUUAAUCCUUUGUAUAUAUCUCCUAUCUCAGAAUUCAGAAUGCCAGAGGCUUAUAACAGAGAUAAGAUUGAUUGA
This is a messenger RNA of Diatraea saccharalis (sugarcane borer), 2433 nucleotides long. The record is from the annotation of a GenBank genome assembly. NCBI's taxonomy places the organism in Eukaryota, Metazoa, Arthropoda, Insecta, Lepidoptera, Crambidae.